UUUACCACAAUGUCCUCUUCUUCAGCCUUUGGCUCCAUGAGCACCAAGGGCAGGACAGAACUUUUCUUUCAGGGAACAUCAUCGGGGGCCAGGAAGCUGUGCCUCAUUCCCAUCCCUACAUGGCAUUUCUUCGGAUCAAGACUCAAACUACAACAGAACAAUGUGGGGGUUUCCUUGUGCGUGAGGACUUUGUCCUGACAGCAGCCCACUGCUGGGGAAGAACCAUCACUGUAAUCCUGGGGGCUCAUGACAUCGAUGAGCAAGAGRCGACCCAGCAGGUCAUCCCUAUAAGAAGAGUCAUCCCCCAUCCAAAUUUUAAAAACGAGCCAUUAAAUGACAUCAUGUUACUUCAGUUGGAAAAGAAGGCCAAGCUGAAUGCUGAGGUGAGCCUCCUSAAGUUACCCUCAAGAAAUUCCCAGGUUACACCAGGGAUGGUGUGCACUCUGGCCGGUUGGGGACGCCUUGGCCAAAACAUAUCCACAACAAAACUGCAUGAGGUACAGCUUGAAAUCCAAAAUGACGAGGAAUGUCACUCUCAUUUCAAAAGUAUAUAUGAAUCCACCACCCAGAUUUGUGUGGGGAACCCAAAAGAGAAGAAGAAUUGUUUUCAGGGAGACUCAGGAAGUCCCCUUGUAUGUGAAAAUGUGGCCCAGGGCAUUGUGUCCUUUGGG
Urocitellus parryii (Arctic ground squirrel) is the source of this 671-nucleotide messenger RNA. Lineage: Eukaryota; Metazoa; Chordata; Mammalia; Rodentia; Sciuridae. The record is from RefSeq and is a predicted model, not a curated record.